Rhodamnia argentea is the source of this 1335-nucleotide messenger RNA. RefSeq names its product type IV inositol polyphosphate 5-phosphatase 9-like. Lineage: Eukaryota; Viridiplantae; Streptophyta; Magnoliopsida; Myrtales; Myrtaceae. The transcript has 7 exons. Gene Ontology annotation, molecular function: phosphatidylinositol-4,5-bisphosphate 5-phosphatase activity; phosphatidylinositol-3,4,5-trisphosphate 5-phosphatase activity; inositol-polyphosphate 5-phosphatase activity. Gene Ontology annotation, biological process: phosphatidylinositol dephosphorylation. The record is from RefSeq and is a predicted model, not a curated record. The coding region runs from base 1 to 1206 and encodes 401 amino acids.
AUGUGGCCUAAGCUGGCGCUUAACAAGGUCCUAAGAAAAAGUUUAAGCAGCAGUAGUUUCGUAGCCGACUCGCCGGAUUUGAGCGCGAUCAUGCCGGAAUUUCACAGAUCAGAUGCCAGCACCAUGAAGGCAUGCAAUCGGCAAACUUGCGAGAUCUUUGUCAGCUCUUGGAACGUUGGAGGCAUUGUACCGCCAGAAGACAUGGACAUGGAAUAUUGGCUUGACAUAAAGAAAUGUCAGGCUGACAUAUAUGUUUUCGGGUUCCAAGAAAUAGUCCCUCUGAGUGCCGGCAAUGUUUUGAGUUCAGAAAACAGAAAGAUUUCCGGGAAAUGGAAUGCAAUGAUAAGAGAGACUCUCAACAAGUCGAGCUCAGGGGCAAGGCCGGGUCAUAGUUCUACUGCAGGAGGCCAAUCGAAAGAACAUUUCCGAUGUAUUGUCAGUAAGCAGAUGGUUGGAAUAUUUAUAUCCGUUUGGGUCAGGAGCAACCUCUGCGAAUUCGUCAAUCAUCCGACCGUUUCUUGCGUCGGCUGCGGGAUAAUGGGUUGCUUAGGAAACAAGGGUUCGGUGUCAGUUAGAUUUUUGUUGGGUGAAACAAGCUUCUGCUUUAUUUGUAGCCAUUUAGCUUCUGGAGGGAGAGAACGUGAUGCGAGGCACAGAAACUCAGACGCAACAGAGAUAUUGUUGCGGACGACCUUCCCACACGGCCCCUCGCGCAAUUUGCCGAGAAAAAUCCUCGACCACGAUCGAGUGAUUUGGCUGGGCGACCUAAACUACAGAAUCCACCUGCCCGACACCACGACUCGGUCUCUAGUCGAGCAAGGGAAGUGGGAUUUACUAUUGGAAAAAGAUCAGCUGAAGGCCGAGCUCAUGGAGGGUCAUGUCUUCCAAGGUUGGCAAGAGGGAGUUAUCAAGUUUGCACCAACCUAUAAAUACUGCCCGAAUUCGGAGGCUUACUAUGGUGAAAACCCGAAUACCAAAGUCAAAAAGAGUCGGGCUCCCGCAUGGUGUGAUCGGAUAAUUUGGUUCGGGAAGGGAUUGAAGCAAAGCCAGUACGACAGAGGAGAAUCGAAAUUGUCCGAUCACAGACCUGUUCGAGCGAUUUUCACAGCAGAGACCGGGAUUUACAGAGUACUGCAGAAUUCAGAAGUUUCUAAUAGGAGGGGAUUAAUUGAUACAAGAACAACAUUUACAAGAGUUCUUGAAUAAUAACGAUAUACGCACAACUAUAUAUCAGUGGUUCUACCAGAUCCUCAAAACCAAGUAGCAAUACAUACAGGAAACAAGGAUAUUAGGAAUAUACAAUUAUGCAAUAAUAUCGAUCAUUUUCAGUGUAAA